Alosa sapidissima (American shad) is the source of this 4173-nucleotide messenger RNA. It is a transcript of the gene taok1b, whose product is annotated as TAO kinase 1b. The transcript is spliced from 20 exons. NCBI's taxonomy places the organism in Eukaryota, Metazoa, Chordata, Actinopteri, Clupeiformes, Clupeidae. Gene Ontology annotation, biological process: protein phosphorylation; execution phase of apoptosis. Bases 797 to 3946 code for a protein of 1049 amino acids. The record is from RefSeq and is a predicted model, not a curated record. Gene Ontology annotation, molecular function: protein kinase activity; ATP binding.
CUUUUAUGGCACCUUGUAAACGCCCUGACUGACGGACUUGGUUUCACCUCCCCGCAAGGUUUGCAUAGUACCAAUUGGACACACGGUUGCCCUAUCUUGAUGGUCAGAAGUUUGUGUUGAAGUAUCAGACAUCAGAGAUUAAUCACGUCUCGGGAAAAACUUUUGCGGCUGACCAGAGUUUAGAGUCUGUUCGUAGGGCGUUGUCACGUAUUAGUUUUAGAAAGUUCUCGGGGUGUUGCUUGCCAUGUCCAAUGCUGGCUACAUAAUUUCACUCGUGUUUGUCACGGAGGGGAGGAGGUGAUUCCUAUUCGUCGCCAUCUUUUUGAGUGGGGUUCUAGCUAGCAAGUCAGCUAGGUUAGUUCUCAGGGCAGCGAUAGGACUGAACUCGGCUUGGAAUUCUUUGCGGUUUUUGCCAUCUACCGUCAACAAAAAAAUUUUUGUAUUGGGAAGACCCAGCACUAGUAGAAGGUAGCACGACCAGAAAGGCAACCUUCGUUGUAAAUAAGGCCACUGGAUUCAAAUCUCUGUUCCAACGAUACUCUAUCCAGACGAAUUGACUGCGCCCCGUUCUUUUGGAUGACUUAACCUCCGCUAGCUAACUCACUAGCCUUGGCUAACUAUUUGCUAGCUAGUUCGUGCGCAUUGAAUCUCGUCACAAACCUGGCCUUUUGGACGGGUGCCCAUGCAAAUACUUCCUCCCUCUCGCAGAUGAGUCAUCGGUGGGGGCUGACGCAGCGCAGUCGCAGUCGCACGCCCAGAUAGUCCCCGGCGAGCGCGGCUGCUUUGGGCUCCCAGCAUGCCCUCCACCAGCCGGGCAGGGAGCCUAAAGGACCCCGAGGUUUCCGAGCUCUUCUUCAAGGAGGACCCCGAGAAGCUCUUCUCCGACCUCCGCGAGAUCGGCCAUGGCAGCUUUGGCGCAGUCUACUUUGCACGGGAUGUGCGGACGUCUGAGGUGGUGGCCAUCAAGAAGAUGUCCUACAGUGGGAAGCAGUCUAAUGAGAAAUGGCAGGAUAUCAUCAAAGAGGUCAAGUUCCUUCAAAGAAUACAGCACCCCAACAGCAUAGAGUACAAAGGCUGCUAUCUGCGGGAACACACAGCAUGGCUGGUCAUGGAGUACUGCUUAGGGUCAGCCUCAGACCUCCUUGAGGUUCAUAAGAAGCCUCUUCAGGAAAUGGAGAUUGCAGCAAUAACUCACGGUGCUCUGGAGGGCCUGGCCUACCUUCAUUCCCACAACAUGAUUCACAGAGAUAUUAAAGCUGGGAACAUUCUGCUGACAGAGCCUGGACAGGUCAAACUGGCCGACUUUGGCUCAGCCUCCAUCGCCUGUCCUGCAAACUCCUUUGUGGGCACGCCAUAUUGGAUGGCCCCAGAGGUGAUUCUGGCUAUGGAUGAGGGCCAGUAUGACGGAAAGGUGGAUGUCUGGUCCCUUGGGAUCACCUGUGUAGAAUUAGCGGAGAGGAAGCCCCCUCUGUUCAACAUGAAUGCCAUGAGUGCCUUAUACCACAUAGCGCAGAAUGAGAGCCCCACACUACAGUCAAGUGAAUGGACGGAUUAUUUUAGAAACUUUGUUGAUUCAUGCCUUCAGAAAAUCCCCCAGGACAGGCCGAACUCUGAGGACCUACUGAAACACGCCUUUGUCGCGAGGACGAGACCAGACACAGUCCUGAUGGACCUCAUCCUGCGGACAAAGGAGGCGGUCCGGGAGCUGGACAAUCUGCAGUACCGCAAGAUGAAGAAGAUCUUGUUCCAGGAGGCGCACAACGGCCCUGCGGUCGAGGCUCAGGACGGGGAGGAGGAGUCUGAGCAUGGUGGCGUGGGUCGGACGGGCACGGUGAGCAGUGUGGGCAGCAACCAGUCCAUCCCCAGCAUGUCCAUCAGCGCCAGCUCCCAGAGCAGCUCGGUCAACAGCCUGCCCGACGCUGCGGACGACAAGAGCGAGUUGGACAUGAUGGAGGGCGACCACACGGUCAUGUCCAACAGCUCCGUCAUCCACCUCAAACCAGGAGAAGAGGAGGGCUACCGCGAAGAGCCCGAACCCCGCAGCCGGCCCACGGAGGCUCAGGCUGCACCUGCACAGCCCGUGCGGCACAAGCACAGAAACCGCGAGCACUUUGCCACCAUCCGCACCGCCUCACUGGUGACGAGGCAGAUGCAGGAGCACGAGCAGGACUCCGAGCUGCGCGAGCAGAUGUCCGGCUACAAGCGCAUGCGGCGGCAGCACCAGAAGCACCUCAUGGCCCUGGAGAACAAGCUCAAGGCCGAGAUGGACGAGCACCGGCUGCGCCUGGACAAGGAGCUGGAGACGCAGCGCAACAGCUUCGCCUCCGAGAUGGAGAAGCUCGUCAAAAAGCACCAGGCGUCUAUGGAGAAAGACGCGAAGACCUUUGCCAAUGAUGAGAAGAAGUUCCAGCAGCACAUUCAGGUUCAGCAGAAAAAAGAGCUGAGCAGCUUCCUCGAGUCCCAGAAACGAGAGUACAAGCUACGCAAGGAGCAGCUGAAAGAGGAGCUGAAUGAGAACCAGUCGACGCCCAAGAAGGAGAAGCAGGAGUGGCUGUCCAAGCAGAAGGAGAACAUCCAGCACUUCCAGGCGGAGGAGGAGGCCAACCUGCUGCGUCGCCAGAGGCAGUACCUCGAGCUGGAGUGUCGCCGCUUCAAGAGGCGAAUCCUCAUCGCCCGUCACAAUGUGGAGCAGGACCUGGCCCGGGAGGAGCUGAACAAGCGCCAGACGCAGAAGGACCUGGAGCACGCCAUGCUGCUGCGCCACCACGAGUCCAUGCAGGAGCUGGAGGUGCGGCAGCUGGGCACCAUCCAGAAGAUGCGCGCCGAGCUCAUCCGCCUGCAGCACCAGACCGAGCUCACCAACCAGCUGGAGUACAACAAGCGGCGCGAACGCGAGCUCCGCCGGAAGCACGUCAUGGAGGUCCGCCAGCAGCCCAAGAGCCUCAAGUCCAAGGAGCUCCAGAUCAAGAAGCAGUUCCAGGACACGUGUAAGAUCCAGACGCGCCAGUACAAGGCCCUGCGGAACCACCUGCUGGAGACCACGCCCAAGUCUGAGCACAAGGCCGUGCUGAAGCGGCUCAAGGAGGAGCAGACGCGCAAGCUGGCCAUCCUGGCCGAGCAGUACGACCACUCCAUCAACGACAUGCUCUCCACGCAAGCGCUGCGUCUGGACGAGGCGCAGGAGGCCGAGUGCCAGGUGCUGAAGAUGCAGCUGCAGCAGGAGUUGGAGCUGCUCAACGCCUACCAGAGCAAGAUCAAGAUGCAGACGGACGCGCAGCACGACCGCGAGAGGAAGGAGCUUGAGCAGAGAGUGUCGCUCCGGAGGGCCCUGCUCGAACAGAAGAUUGAGGAGGAGAUGCUGGCCCUGCAGAACGAGCGCUCCGAACGCAUCCGCUCACUUUUGGAGCGGCAGGCGCGCGAGAUCGAGGCCUUCGACUCGGAGAGCAUGCGUCUGGGCUUCAGCAACAUGGUCCUGUCCAACCUGACCUCCGACGUCCACAGCCACAGCUUCCCAGGGGCCCCCGGGGUCUGGAACGCCCACCACGGCAGCGGUAGCAGUGGCGGCGGCGGCGGAAGCUCCAGCUCCCAGGGGCCGCCCUGGGGAGGCAGCGGUGGCGGAGGUGGCAGCGGGCACCAUGGCGGCAGCCAGCACCACCACCACCACCACCACCACCAGGGGAGCACCGGAGGUCUCCCGCCACAGCAGCAGGCCUGGGCGCAUGGGCUUCCGGCGGGCGGGCCUCCUCCCUGGGGCCACCACCACCUCCACAGCUCGGGAGGGAGCCAGCGGUCGAGCGGUGGGGGCAGCGGGGGCAUCGGAGGGGUGCGGAACAGCCCGCAGGCGGUGCGGAGGACCUCCUCCGGGAGCCGGAGCGAGCAGGGGAUGAGCAGGAGCGCCAGCAUCGCCUCGCAGAUCUCCAACGGGUCGCAUUUGUCCUUCACGUAAGGCCUCCCUCACACCAACAACAAACAAACCCACCAUGCCACCCUCUCUCCCUCUCUCUCCCCCCUCCACCUCUUACCAGAGGCACGCCCAGCCACUGGCCCUCGUGUCAGUGGGAGGCUCGGUGUGGUGAUGAGAAAGGAGGAGUGUGGGGGGGUUGCUGGGGAUGGAGAAACGGCACAAGAAUGGACUAACACCAACCCCCCCCUCCUCCCUCCCCCUCCUCCCUC